Messenger RNA from Polistes canadensis, 745 nucleotides. It is a transcript of the gene Srp19, whose product is annotated as signal recognition particle 19 kDa protein. Lineage: Eukaryota; Metazoa; Arthropoda; Insecta; Hymenoptera; Vespidae. Gene Ontology annotation, molecular function: 7S RNA binding. Gene Ontology annotation, biological process: SRP-dependent cotranslational protein targeting to membrane, signal sequence recognition; SRP-dependent cotranslational protein targeting to membrane. The record is from RefSeq and is a predicted model, not a curated record. The transcript has 2 exons. The coding region runs from base 83 to 523 and encodes 146 amino acids. Gene Ontology annotation, cellular component: signal recognition particle, endoplasmic reticulum targeting.
AAUGCGAUUAAUCGCAAUAAUGACAUCGCAACUUAUCGAGUUCGAUAGUGUAUAUGUCAUACCAGUUUGUUGAUAAAACAUCAUGGCGCAAGUGUGGAGUCCGUCAAAGAAACAUAGCGAAUUUGCAAGGUGGGUUUGCAUUUAUCCGGUAUAUUUAAAUAGUAAGAAAACUUUGGCUGCUGGUAGGAAAUUAACCAAGGAGAAAUGUGUUGAAAAUCCUACCGCACAUGAAAUUCUUGACGUACUUGUAGCGACUGGGUUUAAUGCUCGUUUGGAAAAUAAAUUACAUCCACGUGAACGCAGUAAAGAAAUGUCAUAUUAUGGACGUGUACGUGUACAAUUGAAACAGGAUGAUGGAACACCGGUCAGGUCUGACUUUCCUACUAGAGAUUCCCUUCUGCUACAUCUGGGUACUACGAUACCAAAGUUAAAGACUCGUCAAGGAAAACAAGCUUACGGAGACCAAUCUUCUCAAUCAUCUGCCUCUUCAUCUAAAAAAGGAAAGGGUAAAGGGAGGAGAUAAUAAAAAUAUGAGAAGAUAUUGCUCUACGUAUUGAUAAAUAUUUUUUUUAUUUAUUUAAUAAAAUAUUUUGUAACGGUCUACUAUACAGCAUAUAUAAGAGAAAAUUCAAAUAUAAUAUACCUUACGUUAUAACAUUGAUCGAAUUUAUAUUCUACACUUAUAAAUAGUAUCCUACGUAAGAGUAUGUAUCUUGUUCUAUGAAGAUUUUAAUGUACGAAGUUU